AUGACCGACAAGCCAGCUCCGCUGUCGACGCAAGCCGCAGUUUCCAACCAGGCCAACCACAUCGCGCUCGUGGGCCCGACCGGCCCCGACGAUGUCGCCCACAAGAUCGAGGCGCCAGAGGAAGAGCCCUACACAAUCAAGUGUAUCUGCAAUUUCUCUGACGACGACGGAAACACAAUAUACUGCGAGACAUGCGACACAUGGCAGCACAUUGACUGCUUCUAUCCCGAGAAUCGGGAGGAGGCCAUUCGAGAGGACUUCUCUCACUCGUGUGCCGACUGCAAGCCCCGACCACUGAACCGACAAAAGGCGAUCGAGCGCACUCUACGGCUCAGGAAUUCCAUCCUGGAACCGGAGAGCAUCGACAAAAAAGUCAAGCGACCCCCCUCCAAGAGCCACAAGAAGAAAACCAGGCCCAGCGAAGUUGUUCUUAACGGUACUCAUGGGCCUUCAGAAGGCGGCAAGCACGGCCACAAUGGCGACCACCACCCACCUCCAGCCAAGAAAUCAAAAACCUCCCACCGACCCUCCCUGUCCGUGAGCUCCCAGCCUUCCAAGCGAAGCCCUUCGUAUGGGAACAAUCGGGCGAAUCCUACGCACCCCCCGAGUCCCGCCACGACUCCUCCCGACCUCCCCGACGAUUUUCAAAUCCACCACUACUCCGAGAGCUUCUGCUCCCUAUACAGCGAUGUGCCCGACACUCGCACCAAUGCAUUUGCCAAUCUUGCCAUUCCCACCGCUCUGGUACGAUGGCUAGAGUCGUCUUCUGCCUUGGAAAAGGAAGUCGGCCGGAGACACUCAGAGGUCUUCCAAGACGCACUGCCUGCACUUGAGAGAAAGCGACCGAAGCUUGAGAUCAAGGACGCUACGCAGGCACUUGACAAUGGCACCACCCUGCGCUGGCGCUCUCUCAAGUCAACGUCUUCCAUCGAAAAGGACGUGCCACUCAUCGAGUUGAAUGGCGAGAUUGGCUUCCAGAAAGAUUACUGCGCAGAUGGUGACAACCUGUGGGCUGAUCUCUCGUCGCCACUCCCCUUUGUCUUUUUCCAUCCCAUUCUACCGCUUUACAUCGACACACGCAAAGAGGGCUCCCUAGCCCGCUACGUCCGGAGAAGCUGCAAGCCCAACGCUCAGCUAGACACGUUUCUCACCAACAAAUCGGACUACCACUUCUGGCUCGUCAGCGACCGGUACAUCCCGCCCAGCGAGCAGAUUACUCUGCCGUGGGACUUUCGUUUGGAAAAGAGCGUCUGUCAGCGCUGGCUACAUCUGCUUGGCCUCAGCGAUGAUGAUGGCGCGGGACAGGAUGAGUUUGAACUCGACGAGACAGAGUACACGGCCAUUUCCAACUGGAUUGACCGGAUUUUGUCAGAGUAUGGUGGUUGUGCAUGUGAUCAAGAUAAUAACUGCGCCUUCGCACGAUUCCAUCGACACUAUCUCUACGGCAAGAGUCAGUCCCGCGGCAACAAGAAGAGAUCACGCAAGACAAAAGCCCAAACCAUCUCACCAAGCAGCACCGGCCAUGCGACAAAUAGUCGUGCUGCCAGCGAAGGUCAUAUCGACGAGCAUGCCGAGCGUGAGGGCCGAGAUGAUUCGGUCCCAGCGCGGAGCAAGCCCUCCAGCAGGGAUCGAACCCCGCUGCGACAAGGCUCCUUUGAUCAACUAGGAAUAUUAACUGAGCCUACAGAUCGUGACAAGCGCAAAGUGGCCAUGGUGGAAGACUCUUUCCGCCGUAUGGAGCAAGAGCAGCAGCAGCCACCGAGGAAGAAGAAGAGAGUAUCGGACGGCACAACGGCGUCAACGUCUUCCAAGUCAAAAUCUAGAACCGGCUCCACCCCUCACAUCGGCAGCUAUGCUGAUGCCAGCACUACCUCCCGAAGCAAAUCCGGCUCGCCCGCUAGCUCUAGGUCACCGAAUCUUGGAAACCCCUCCAAAUCUACGACAGCCCGCCAGGGCUCGGCAGAUAUACCAGCUAGGCAAUCCUCCGCGUCGCCGCGGCCCAUCUACUGCGACAUGGGCAUUCAGACAGACCCCGUAGACGACGAGUGGUUCAGCCAGCCGCAAGAUCUCCCCUGUCGCAAGAAGAGAAUCAUCUCGCUUUCUCAGCGACUCCUCAACAACCGGCACAAGGCUCGCGCUGAGGAGGACCGCAAGCGUCUGUCUAUUUCGCCGCGGCCUUCAACGGCUGAUGCCAUGGACGUUGAUGACGCAGAAGUCGAUCAAAAACCGGACCCAUCGAAAUCUGAGAUAGAAUUGCAGCCGCCUCCGUCUCCUCCUCCAACAGAAGACGUAGUAGAUACGCAAGUGCCCGAUGUGCUCCCUCCUCCUCCUCCUGAAGAAGCACCCGCUCCUCUAAGUGAGGCGGAGGUUACCCCAGAGAAGCCAAAGGCACCAGAGCUGCGAGUUCAGUUGCCUACCUUGCCCGCACUCGAUGCCUCAACGGCCACUGCUCCAAGUGCGACCACGCCUCUAUCCGCAAGCAGCUCUGCUAUUCAAUCAGCAAUCAUCUCCAGUAUCAACACAACCGUCAACGGAGUUAUCGCAGCUCCGAGUCCGAUCAAGAAGAAAUUGAGCCUUAGCGAUUACACCAAGAGCAGGAUGAACAAGGCAGCGGUGAAACCCUCAUUGGGUUUGAUUUCUACAAAGUCUACUCCUUUGGAAGCAGAUGAGAUCAAGCUGGAGAAUGCAGAGUCAGCAACCAUGGAGAAAGUCGAAGGCGCGGUGGUUACCCCUACAACAGCAACAGCCGCCGCUACAAAUGGCCACCCAUGA
Messenger RNA from Trichoderma virens Gv29-8, 2772 nucleotides. RefSeq lists its product as uncharacterized. The record is from RefSeq and is a predicted model, not a curated record. Lineage: Eukaryota; Fungi; Ascomycota; Sordariomycetes; Hypocreales; Hypocreaceae. Gene Ontology annotation, molecular function: protein binding. The coding region runs from base 1 to 2772 and encodes 923 amino acids. The transcript has a single exon.